Messenger RNA from Drosophila subpulchrella, 333 nucleotides. RefSeq lists its product as uncharacterized. The record is from RefSeq and is a predicted model, not a curated record. The transcript has 2 exons. Lineage: Eukaryota; Metazoa; Arthropoda; Insecta; Diptera; Drosophilidae. Bases 1 to 333 code for a protein of 110 amino acids.
AUGUUCAAAGCCGCUGUUGUCAUCCUUGCCAUCGUUGCCUGCGUUGCUGCCAAGCCGGGACUCCUGGGUGCUUCUCUGGCCUACACUGCUCCCCUGGCCUACUCUGCUCCCGCUGCAGUGGUCGCUGCUCCUGCUCCAGUCGUGACCGCCACCAGCAGCCAGGUGAUCGCCAGGAACUACAAUGGAAUCGCCGCUGCUUCAGUGAUUGCUCCCGUGGCUGCUCCAGUGGUCGCCAAGUACGCAGCUGCUCCUCUGGCUUAUUCCUCCCCUUUGGCCUACACUUCUUCACUGGCCUAUAGUGCGUUUCCGGCUGCCGCUCCAGUUCUGCUGUAA